AUGGGUCAAAUUCUGAUAAUAUCGAAUAGCCAAGUCAUCUUCAAGGCCCUUGUCUCGUCUGGCCCCGUCGUCGUCGACUUCUUCGCGACCUGGUGUGGACCCUGCAAGACUGUCGCUCCCAUCGUCGGCAAGCUCAGCGAGCAGCACGAGAAUGUCCGUUUCCUGCAGGUGGACGUGGACAAAAUGCAAGCUGUUGCGAAGGAACUUAGCGUCAAUGCGAUGCCCACCUUUGUGCUGUUCAAGGAUGGCCAGGAAGCCGGUCGGGUUGUCGGCGGUGAUAUGAAGAAACUGGAGGCUGAGAUCAAGAAGAUUUCAGCAUGA
Molecule: messenger RNA, 321 nt
Organism: Penicillium olsonii
Lineage: Eukaryota; Fungi; Ascomycota; Eurotiomycetes; Eurotiales; Aspergillaceae
Source: the annotation of a GenBank genome assembly